AUGCGAUUCUCACCCUUCUUCUCAACCAUCGUCUACACCUUCUCCAACCUCACCCGCGCCCGCGCCCCGCAGCUCGCCGCAGUCCAGCAACCCUUCGUCACGCGUCCCUUGCGCGCUUCUAUGCCGACCGUCCCCUUCCUGGGCGCUUUAUUCGGCUCGUCUUCUUCUUCCCAGGACAAGAUGUCGUAUCCCGAUAAGAGGAGCGAUGAUGAGUGGAGGGCUGUUCUGAACAAGGAACAAUUCCGCAUCCUCCGCCAAAAGGGCACGGAGCCCCCCGGCUCCGGCACCUACGACAAGCACUACCCGUCCGAGGGCGUGUACGCCUGCGCGGGGUGCUCGGCGCCGCUGUACAAGGCGAACCACAAGUUCAAGUCCGGGUGCGGGUGGCCGGCGUACUUCGACUCGCUUCCGGGGGCCGUGGUCAGGCACGAGGACCGGACGAUGGGGAUGGCGAGGACGGAGAUCGUGUGCGCCAACUGCGGCGGGCACCUGGGCCACGUGUUCAAGGGGGAGGGGUUCGACACGCCCACCGACGAGAGGCAUUGCGUCAACAGUGUUAGUCUGACGUUCUCUCCGGAGGAGGGCAAGGGCGAGGCGAAGGAGAGUAAGGCUUGA
Colletotrichum karsti is the source of this 615-nucleotide messenger RNA. RefSeq names its product methionine-r-sulfoxide reductase. Gene Ontology annotation, biological process: protein repair; response to oxidative stress. Lineage: Eukaryota; Fungi; Ascomycota; Sordariomycetes; Glomerellales; Glomerellaceae. The record is from RefSeq and is a predicted model, not a curated record. Gene Ontology annotation, molecular function: peptide-methionine (R)-S-oxide reductase activity. Bases 1 to 615 code for a protein of 204 amino acids. The transcript has 2 exons.